CCCAUCUACCUGCAGUUGUCCCGUCUCUCGCCGGACUCCACUCGUCAGAGCGCAUUUCUCACCUGAUAGGCAGACUCAGCCAGACCCAGCCUCUCUCCCCAUCCUCCUCCCCAUCGCAUCCCUCCGUCACAACCUCACGCCCCUCUCUCUCUCCUCUCCUCUCCUGUUUACUAUAGGUGAGAUAGCCAGCUACGCAGUAUAAAUUCCUCAGUGUGCACAGAUCGGAUCCUCAGAGGAGACUGAGAAAGGAGCAGGGGGAGAACAGCAGGGGGAGAUCCAGGAGAACGAGCGAGUCGGAGCUUGUGUUUAUCACAGGGGUUGGAUGGAAACGCGCAUGAGUGCACUUUCGGUCGGGCUGAGGAACAUCACUGGAUGCUGAGGGAGGAGGAGAGGCGUGCGCACUGAUUAGCCAAGGCUACACCAACAAAAACAGAAACGCAAAAUAAUCGCUGUUUUUAGAAUAAAUCCGAUAACUGGAAGCAAACUAAGUGGAAUAAUCCUCUCCAAACAGCAGCGAUGGACUUGAGCUUUUGCCAUUGAGGCUCUUUGCCUGGCCUUGUCAAGGCUCCCAGUUCGUGGGUUGUGCUGAUGACUGCAGUCCCUCAUGGCGCUCAUCCACGAGCCCCGUGCCCCCUCACCCUCCCUCUCCGGCUUCAACACGCCCCUCUCUGAACCUCCAUCCUUCCGGCGGCUCGACGCCGAAACACCCUGCACCCCGGAAAUGGACCUGACCCCGACCCAGUGCGUCCUCCGCAACGUCCUCUCCAUAGACACAGGGGGCGCUGUGGAGCCGGUGGGCGGAGGAGGCGGAGGAGGGGAAGGCCACAGCCCCACACCGAGCGAGGAACAACAGGAGCACUUUGCCAACAGUGUCCUGAAGCUCCAUGAGAAUGAUGGGAGUUCAGGGAGGACAGAGGGAGAGGGGCAGGACAUGGACAGUGGCGCGGUCAGGAGCCAGGCGGACGAUGCCAGGCUACAGUGCCAGUCUAACGGAGGGGGAGGGGGGUUCCUGGAGGGGUUGUUUGGGUGUUUACGGCCUGUCUGGACUAUGAUUGGCAAAGCCUACUCCACAGAACACAAACACAACCUGGAGGAGCUGUGGGAGGUCCCAUUCGAGGAGAUAUCGGACCUGCAGUGGGUGGGCAGUGGAGCCCAGGGUGCCGUCUUCCUGGGUAAACUGCACGGACAGGAAGUGGCCGUGAAGAAAGUGCGAGACCUCAAAGAAACAGACAUCAAGCACUUGCGCAAACUCAAACAUCCCAACAUUAUCACGUUCAAGGGUAUCUGCACCCAGGCUCCCUGCUACUGCAUCAUCAUGGAGUACUGUGCCCAGGGCCAGCUGUACGAGGUGCUGAGAGCCGGCAGGAAGAUCACCCCGUCCCUGCUCAUGGACUGGGCCAUGGGGAUCGCUGGGGGCAUGAACUACCUUCACCUCCACAAGAUCAUCCACAGAGACCUCAAGUCACCCAACAUGCUAAUCACUUACGAUGAUGCGGUGAAGAUCUCUGACUUUGGCACAUCCAAGGAGCUCAGUGACAAGAGCACCAAGAUGUCCUUCGCUGGUACGGUGGCCUGGAUGGCUCCCGAGGUCAUACGCAAUGAGCCCGUCUCAGAGAAGGUGGAUAUUUGGUCGUUUGGCGUCGUGCUGUGGGAGAUGUUGACAGGAGAGGUGCCCUACAAAGAUGUGGACUCCUCAGCCAUCAUCUGGGGAGUGGGCAACAACAGCCUGCAGCUGCCUGUGCCCGAUAGCUGUCCCGACGGCUUCAAAAUCCUCCUGCGGCAAUGCUGGAACUGCAAGCCAAGAAACAGGCCUUCAUUCCGGCAGAUUCUCCUGCAUCUGGACAUCGCCUCAGCAGACAUCCUGUCCACUCCGCAAGAGACCUACUUCCAGUCCCAGGCGGAGUGGAGAGACGAGGUGAGGCACCACUUUGAGAAAAUCAAGUCUGAGGGGACGUGUCUCCACAGGCUGGAUGAGGAGCUGAUCAAACGACGCAGGGAAGAACUCAGACAUGCGCUGGACAUCCGGGAGCACUAUGAGAGGAAGCUGGAGAGAGCCAACAAUCUCUACAUGGAGCUCAACGCUGUCAUGCUGCAGCUGGAGCUCAAAGAGAAGGAGCUGCUCAAGAGAGAGCAGUCACUGGAUAAGAAGUACCCAGGCUGCUUCAGCAAGCACCUCAGCUCCAGACAAGCAGCCUCCUCCAACUCGAUGGAGAAACUGAUGAAAAAACGCAACGUACCUCAGAAGCUGCCAUCGCACAGCAAGAGGCCAGACCUGCUGAAGUCAGAGGUCAUCCUCCCUAAACUGGAGUCUUCCAUGACCCAGGUUACUAUACCAAACAAGGGCUCUACGUCACCUGGCCGAUCACGCCGAGGGAAACCCCGCUAUCGAAAAGCUGGCAAAGGCAGCAGUGGGGACUUGGCUCAGCUAAAAGCCACACUCUCCUCUUCCUUAGCUCUGGUCAACACCACCUCAUCUGUCCCCAAUAACAAGCAGCAUCUGGACCCCAUGGCAGCGCUCAGGGGCCUGCACCAUGACCUGCUACUGAAGAAGAUGUCGUCCUCCAGCCCCGAUCUCAUCUCAACCACCCUGGAGGCCGAAGGCCGCAGGAAGGGACAGGUCAGGCUGGGGCUGGAGAGAGGGAGCAGCCAGAGUGCCUCGGCCGGGCUGGGAGGAGACGGAGGAGGCAGAGGGCCAGAUGAUGGACCGGAUGUUGGUGUAGGGAAUGACGACCUUACAGAGACGCCGCCACGCAGCGACACACCCAGUGAAGACGCAGCAUCUAUUCCGUUCUCCAGUAGCCCCGACUCACCAUGCGGAAGGGGGGCAGCUGCAGGGAGGGCAUCUGUGCUUGGGACCCCCCGUUUACCCCAGGACGGAGAGGAGAAGGAGGAUGGGACAGGGAUCAUGCGUUCGCCCAGAGGUCAACGUCUCACUCCUUCGGCACUGCUGUAUAGAGCAGCUGUCACACGCAGUCAGAGACGUGGGGUAUCUUCAGAGGAAGAGGAAGGAGAAGUGGACAGUGAAGUGGAGUUGCCAAGAAGGCGGCGUACUGUGAGUAUGACCAAGUGCCAGUCCCUGUUGACCUUCAGCUCAGAGAACCUGUCAGUGUCAGAUGGCGAGGAGGGCAACACCACUGACCACUCGCACAGCGGCACGCCAGACGUGGUCAGCACAAACACCGACGAGCGUCUGGACGACAAGAGCGACGACCUGCUGUCUCAGGGCUCGGAGAUUCCUGCCGACCCAGCCGACCCGGCGCAUAUGGGCUCCGACGGGCUUUCUGAGAAAGAGGCUAUCCUGCAGCAGGUCAAGACCCAGCUCACCAACAACUACGAGGGCCUGUACGAUGACUCGGACUGUGACAGUGCUGAGCUGGACCACUCAGGCAGCGCAGAGCCCAGCUGUCCGCCCACCAACUGGUGACAAAGCCCUCACACCUCAACCCACUCAGACCCUACAGACCCAAGCUCUCUGGUGUUGGACCGGCCUCUCAAGGCCUUCCAACAUGCAGAGAUACGAUCAGGGCAUCACAAAGAGGCAGGAAAUGAUGGUUCGAAACAAGCAGGAAAACAUGAAUCUUCCUCGGAAAUGGUGAGUGUUGAGCCCCGAAACCCGAAAUCCCGGGGAAAACAACACACCUAAGAAGUCACAUUCCAUAACAGGGAUGCAAAACUGAAUGGAGACAAUAGUCAAACCGCUCUGGUUCUUCUGUAGCACCGGGCUCAAGAUCAGCUUUGCAAAAACACAUCAACUGAGCGCACCUCACUGACAGGAGCCUCUGUGAAGGCAGAAAGCACCGUUCCUCAAAUGAGGAUUCCUCCUCAAAUCCGUUUAUGUCACUGUUCUUCUGCGACAUCCUUAUUUCCCUCAUGAGAAUGUGUGUCAUGUUAUGUCAUAUCAUGUUUCUGUAAAAUGUGUCCUUUAUUAGACCACGGUUAUAGAAAUCCUGUCGGGGCCUCUGUAACAUUUGAUUUAACUGUCAGCUUUUCUGGGUCGGCUCCUGAUGUUGCUGCUUGCACCUCAUUUAAAAAAACGCUAAUUUUUCCUCGUGUUAAUCGUGUCAUAUAGCAUUUCCUCUCAAAACAUUAUGCACUGAUUCUAACUUAUCAUUAUUUUGCAAUGAAUUCAUGUGAUAACUAUUGGAUUUUAAAAAUGUUUACAUUUUUCAUUUGUGUUGUUUACAGUUUACAUUCUUAUUUAUGUUUGGUCAGGGAUUACGUUGUCAUUUUCUACAGGCUGUGUUUUAAUAUCACUGUAAAUAUCUGAUGUAAAAGGAACAAAUUUUUUAAAAUGUGAGACUAUUAUUUAAUGGUGCUGAUGUUUUGGAUUAGAUGGAGCUACUGUAUUUGAACCUCAAAAAGCUUAUGGUCCUAGAAUUUAGCUGCUGUUCAUUUUUGAGCAUCAAAACAGGUAGAAGAGGAACAAUAUUCGGGCAAAGAAAAGCAAUGUCUGCCCGGAUAUUAUGUCUUUUAUGUCAUCAUAGGUCAGUGAAGCCAUUUCUGGUUUCAAUUCAGGGCAGAGUUGCUUUUAUGAGUAUUGGAGUGUUUACUGUACUGAUAAAAUGCAAUGGCAGUUUUAAAACCCCACAUUGUGCAGCUGGGGGUGUAUAUAGCAUCAAAAAGCAUGCUUGUAAACAAAAUAAAAGUAUGGGUAGCUUCUUGCGUAUUCAUGACUCAAAACAUGAGAUGAAAAGAACAAUUUGCUCCACCGAUAACAGGAAAAAAAUCCAACAAAUUAAGAGAACAGGUUUCCAAGAACAGUGAUUUCCGCAAACAUGAAGGCAUAUGGAUGAAAGGGACAGCAAACACAAGAAAACGCCACCAAAGUGUAUCUCAAAAUGACUUUAAGCAUCAUGAUCUGUGGUUUCCUAAAGGCAUCUUCACUAUGUGAUCAUCUGACUUCAUGUUAUAGUGUGACUAAGAUGGUCUUCGAGGUAAGAUUUUGACUACCCACAAAAUUUGAGAAAUGAAAUUAAAUGAAAUGAAGUUUGCAGAUGAUGCCAGGAUAUGCCCGGGUCCCCCUUUACCUGUUACUCCAAGCUUCAACCAGUUUUUUUAGGCAGGUUGUAGGCAGGUUUUACCUGCCUACAAGUCAUUUUAAGGAACAUUAUAGCAUUGUUCUCACCAGCUGGAAUAUGGCUUUUUUUUUUUUUUUGGAAAUGAGAGGGCUUCCUCAUAAUGGACAGUAUGACAUACAAAUACACAGGUCUUUGUGUUUGCAACCCUUGACACGCCUCCUGUCAUAUGGUUCAACUGUGUAAG
Myripristis murdjan (pinecone soldierfish) is the source of this 5262-nucleotide messenger RNA. Its product is annotated as mitogen-activated protein kinase kinase kinase 12-like. The transcript is spliced from 14 exons. The record is from RefSeq and is a predicted model, not a curated record. Lineage: Eukaryota; Metazoa; Chordata; Actinopteri; Holocentriformes; Holocentridae. Gene Ontology annotation, biological process: JNK cascade; protein autophosphorylation. The coding region runs from base 605 to 3424 and encodes 939 amino acids. Gene Ontology annotation, molecular function: ATP binding; MAP kinase kinase kinase activity. Gene Ontology annotation, cellular component: cytoplasm.